Messenger RNA from Cherax quadricarinatus, 2327 nucleotides. The record is from RefSeq and is a predicted model, not a curated record. NCBI's taxonomy places the organism in Eukaryota, Metazoa, Arthropoda, Malacostraca, Decapoda, Parastacidae.
GUCCUAAUUACCUGUAACGCUUGUGAUGUGGUUGGUAGUAUCCUCCACUCAUACAUUCAGGGGUCUGGGAUUGAUCAUCGGCAUAGGUGAAAUAUUUGGGAUGUUUCCCAACACCUGUUGCCCUUAUUCACUUAACAAGUGUGAAUUAACAAGAAUGAGGCUCAGACGCAAUUUGAUGUGGUGGACAAAAAUCACCUUGACUUUGCUAGUUUUCCUAGCGGGGACAUACUUUACUGUGCGCCAGGCUCUUCAUGAUGCUAGAGAUGUUAGUGUUCAAGUUCGAAAAGUGACACCACAAGCAAAAGCACUUGAACACAAGAUAAUUGCUACACCAGCAAAUGAACCAGUAGUACCAAGAGGAUACAAGGACUGGCAUGAUUAUGACAGAUUAUUUAAAGAGAGUAAACAGAUAGGCCCUGGUGAGCAAGGUCAAGCCUACAAUCUACCACCUAAAUACCAGAAUGAGAGAGACCUACUCUACAAAGUUAAUGGGUUCAAUGCUCGAGCCUCUGAUGAUAUUGCACUGAACCGCUCUUUGCAGGACAUCCGUCACCCAAAUAUGCAUUAUGUGCUUGUACUGGCAGCAUUUCUUAAGGACAAGCUGGAUGACUAUGUGCGUGAAAAUCUGCCCAAAGUAAGGGUUGUUCAUCUCCCAAGAAGGUCUGGACUCAUUCGAGCUAGAUUGGCAGGUGCAAAAGUAGCACGGGGGGAUGUCCUUAUAUUCCUAGAUUCUCACACAGAAUGUACUACCAACUGGCUUCCUCCUUUGCUAGAGCCUAUUGCAAAGGACUAUCGUACUUGUGUUUGCCCUUUUAUUGAUGUAAUUGACUUUGAAACAUUCGCCUAUCGAGCUCAAGAUGAAGGAGCCCGGGGAGCGUUUGAUUGGGAAUUGUUCUACAAACGUUUACCACUCUUAGAAGAAGACAAAAAGAACAUGCCAGAACCUUUCAAGAGCCCAGUGAUGGCAGGUGGUCUGUUUGCUAUUAGCAGUAAGUUUUUCUGGGAGCUUGGAGGUUAUGACCCAGGGCUAGAUAUAUGGGGAGGUGAGCAGUAUGAACUCUCCUUCAAGAUAUGGCAAUGUGGUGGAAUCAUGGUAGAUGCACCUUGUUCACGUAUUGGCCAUAUUUAUCGCAAGUUUGCUCCAUUUCCAAAUCCUGGUGUGGGAGACUUCGUUGGCAGGAAUUACCGCCGAGUGGCUGAGGUUUGGAUGGACGAGUAUGCUGAGUAUCUUUAUAAACGUAGACCAUCAUAUCUAAAACUUGAUGCUGGUGAUUUGACAGAGCAGAAGGCUAUUAGGAAAAGACUGAACUGCAAAUCAUUUAAAUGGUUUAUGACACAAGUUGCUUUUGAUUUGACAAAAGUGUACCCUCCAGUUGAACCACCAAAUUUUGCAAGUGGGAAGAUUCAGAGUGUGGCAAGCUCUAACUUAUGUGUAGAUACAAGGUUCAAGCAUCAUGGUGAUAGGUUUGAUCUUCAAGAAUGUGGUCGAGGAGGAGAGCAGACUUUUCACUUGACUUGGCACAAGGACAUAAGACCAGGCAAACGCCCUGUAUGUUGGGAUGUGUCCAGUGGUGAUGCUCAGGCUCCAAUAUUGCUAUACAAUUGUCAUGGUAUGGGUGGCAAUCAGCUCUGGAGAUAUGAUCCUGAAAAGCAGUGGCUUGUGCAUGGUGGUAAUCCACGUUGUUUGGACAGCAAUCCUGGUAACAAAGAAAUUUUUGUGUCAACGUGUAAUCCACAACUAGAGACACAAAAAUGGAAAUUUGAAAACUUUGAUGCUGUACGUUUAGCUAAGUGGGACCAGGCAGGACCGGAAUUGUAAAGGUAAAAGUGGUAACAGAAAUCUUGGCAUUCUUAACAUGUUAUUAAUGUAGAUUGUUUUUAAUUUAUUUAGCUAAAUAUUUUAAAUGUGAAAUUAAUGCCAAAUUAAAUUGUUUUUACAAGCACAAUGGGACCAUUUGAUCUUAGAUUGUAAGGUAUAAUGUUCCUUAAAGGUUUUUAAUAUGACCGGUCUGAUAAAGAUGUUAUUUUAUGUACAGUAGUAUAUGAUAUUUGCUCUUAAUAGGGAAGCCAGACGAUAGCAUAAUAAAUGCUUAAAGUUUGUGUUAUAUGUGCUGUACUAUAUUUGGUGCUCUUUUUACACAAGCAUAAUAGUUAAUUAGCAGUUGAAUGUUGUUGUAGUUUAUAAAAAAAAAUUAUUUUUAAACUCAGAACUUAGGAAAAAUGUACUACAUAAUAUGAGCACAUGCUUGAUAAUUAUUGACAUUGCCUUGCACUAGAGUUUUUCCCCACAGUAUAGGAUAUAUUUUUAAUUAAAAAACAUUCCACAA